Molecule: messenger RNA, 1152 nt
Organism: Sodiomyces alkalinus F11
Lineage: Eukaryota; Fungi; Ascomycota; Sordariomycetes; Glomerellales; Plectosphaerellaceae
Exons: 2
Coding region: 241-987 (248 amino acids)
Biological process (GO): regulation of transcription by RNA polymerase II
Cellular component (GO): chromosome
Molecular function (GO): chromatin insulator sequence binding
Source: RefSeq, a predicted model, not a curated record
CUGGCGACUGUUGGAUUCACCACAGCGACCCUUAUGUAUUUGGCAGCUAUCAACCGGAUACCUUUGGGUCUCAACAGAAGUCCUGGCCUGGCCUGGGUACCGUUCGAGCCGUGGUGGAGGGGACGACGAUAGACUUUGACUUCAAGUUAUCUCUUUACGCCUGGUUUGGAACAAAAGGGAGGGCGUUCGGUGGUCUCAGGCAUCAACCAAUGUUUUACGCAGACAGAAACCCACAAACUCAUGCACUCGAUUGAAGGAGGAAGGCCCACCAGAUCAACAACAUGGCCGUAUAGGGCUGAGAGUAAAGACAAGUCUAAGGAACAGCUCAGGUAUGAGUCGUUUCUCAAGUGCCAGGCUACUACAGACUCACCUACUCAGCCGAAUCGCCAAGUCAAGGAAUCAGGCUCGGCCCGUUUAAUAAGGCGCAGUCACAGUAUCCUCUUCCCCUCCCUCUCCAACUGUGCCCCAGAGUUCGAGUGCAACACCUGCGGCCGCGACUUUGGCAGCCACCAAGCCUUGAAUCUACAUAUGGAUGCGCUUGACCACGGGGUUGACCACGAAUGUGACGAUUGUUCCGAUAUAUUUUCCGACGAGGAAGAUCUGCGCGACCACGAGCUUAGCGAGCAUUACUACUGCGACCCUUGCGAUAAGUAUUUCGGUGGCUGGAACGCCAUCAACAAUCAUCGCAACAGCAAUCGACAUGCCAGUGACAAGGUGGCGUGCCUCUUUUGCGGCAAGGACUACGCUGCUGCUUCUGGCGCGACCCAUUAUGUGGAGCGUGGCUGCUGUCCGAAAGCGCCUGUUGAUCGAAUGGAGUUUUACGAAGCAGUUCGAAAACGCGACCCGACCGGGAUUCUUACCAAAACGUUGUUGACGAGGCCGACCGGUGCGAACCACGUGGGAUUCUAUCAAUCUACUAAGAAAUGCUGGAAUUCGGAAGCUAGCGUGUUUGAGUGCUACUUCUGCCACCGUCGCUUUAAAGCAUAGAGAUCCCUUGAUCGGCAUCUUAAUUCCCUAGUGCACCAGCAAAGUCUUUAUCAUUGUCUGAAUCCCAAGUGCCGCAAGGACUUUGGGACACUCGCAGCAGUUAUGAGUCACCUCGGGAGCGAAAGCUGUGGUUUUAUUCGCUUCCGGGCCGUCCAAUAGAUGUUC